This is a messenger RNA of Ceratotherium simum simum (southern white rhinoceros), 3264 nucleotides long. RefSeq names its product Raf-1 proto-oncogene, serine/threonine kinase (gene RAF1). Gene Ontology annotation, molecular function: MAP kinase kinase kinase activity; ATP binding. Lineage: Eukaryota; Metazoa; Chordata; Mammalia; Perissodactyla; Rhinocerotidae. Gene Ontology annotation, biological process: protein phosphorylation; MAPK cascade. Gene Ontology annotation, cellular component: mitochondrion; cytosol. The record is from RefSeq and is a predicted model, not a curated record.
CAAAGAGCCAGUGGCGCCGCAGGUCGGGAGGAGGAGCACCGAGUGGAGGGCUCGUUUGCCUGGGCGGCUCGAGAGUCUCUUCUUCGCGGGCGCUGGGCCGCCAUCUUAGAUGGCGGGAGUAAGAGGAGAGCGAGAGUGAGACGGGGAGGCUCCCCUGCCGCUCUUCUUGGGCCCCGAAGAGGGCCAGCAGGCCGGGCUUGGGGCGUGUGCCCUGAGGUGCGGAGCGCGAGUGCAACGAUGCGAGGGCUGCCCGGGGCCCCGUCCCCUGGGCUGGGGACGCGCCGAAUGUGACCGCCUCCCGCUCCCUCACCCGCCGCGGGGAGGAGGAGCGGACCAGACGCCGCAGCCGGACGACGGGACACGGAGGCGGCCCGGCUCCCUCAGGUUUAAGUAUUGUGUAAGCUGCAUCAAUGGAGCACAUACAGGGGGCCUGGAAGACGAUCAGCAAUGGUUUUGGAUUCAAAGAUGCAGUGUUUGAUGGCCCUAGCUGCAUCUCCCCUACAAUAGUUCAGCAGUUUGGCUAUCAGCGUCGGGCGUCAGAUGAUGGCAAACUUACGGACUCUUCUAAGACAAACAGCACUAUCCGUGUUUUCUUGCCAAAUAAGCAAAGAACAGUGGUCAAUGUGCGAAAUGGAAUGAGCUUGCAUGACUGCCUUAUGAAAGCACUCAAGGUGAGGGGCCUGCAGCCGGAGUGCUGUGCAGUGUUCAGACUUCUCCAGGAACACAAAGGUAAAAAAGCACGCUUAGAUUGGAAUACUGAUGCUGCCUCAUUGAUUGGAGAAGAACUUCAAGUAGAUUUCCUGGAUCAUGUUCCCCUCACAACACACAACUUUGCUCGGAAGACCUUCCUGAAGCUUGCCUUCUGUGACAUCUGUCAGAAGUUCCUGCUAAAUGGAUUUCGAUGUCAGACUUGUGGCUACAAAUUUCACGAGCACUGUAGCACCAAAGUACCUACUAUGUGUGUGGACUGGAGUAAUAUCAGACAACUCUUAUUGUUUCCAAAUUCCACUAUUGGUGAUAGUGGAGUCCCAGCACUGCCUUCUUUGACAAUGCGUCGGAUGCGAGAGUCUGUUUCCCGGAUGCCUGUUAGUUCCCAGCACAGAUACUCCACACCCCAUGCCUUCACAUUCAACACCUCCAGCCCCUCCUCUGAAGGUUCCCUCUCCCAGAGGCAGAGGUCAACAUCCACACCUAAUGUCCACAUGGUCAGCACCACGCUGCCUGUGGACAGCAGGAUGAUUGAGGAUGCAAUUCGAAGUCACAGUGAAUCAGCCUCACCUUCAGCCUUGUCCAGCAGCCCCAACAAUCUGAGCCCAACGGGCUGGUCACAGCCUAAAACCCCUGUGCCGGCACAGAGAGAGCGGGCACCAGGAUCCGGGACCCAGGAGAAAAACAAAAUUAGGCCUCGUGGACAGAGAGAUUCAAGCUAUUACUGGGAAAUAGAAGCCAGUGAAGUGAUGCUCUCCACUCGGAUUGGGUCAGGCUCCUUUGGAACUGUUUAUAAGGGCAAAUGGCAUGGAGAUGUUGCAGUAAAGAUCCUAAAGGUUGUCGACCCCACACCAGAGCAGUUCCAGGCCUUCAGGAAUGAGGUGGCUGUCCUACGCAAAACACGACACGUGAACAUCCUGCUCUUCAUGGGGUACAUGACAAAGGACAACCUGGCAAUUGUGACCCAGUGGUGCGAGGGCAGCAGCCUCUACAAACACCUGCACGUCCAGGAGACCAAGUUCCAGAUGUUCCAGUUGAUUGACAUCGCCCGGCAGACUGCUCAGGGAAUGGACUAUUUACAUGCAAAGAACAUCAUCCACAGAGACAUGAAAUCCAACAAUAUAUUUCUCCAUGAAGGCCUGACGGUGAAAAUUGGAGAUUUUGGUUUGGCAACAGUCAAGUCACGCUGGAGUGGUUCUCAGCAGGUUGAACAACCCACUGGCUCUGUCCUGUGGAUGGCCCCAGAGGUGAUCCGAAUGCAGGAUAAUAACCCGUUCAGCUUCCAGUCUGAUGUCUAUUCCUAUGGCAUUGUACUCUAUGAGCUCAUGACAGGGGAACUGCCUUACUCCCACAUCAACAACCGAGAUCAGAUCAUCUUCAUGGUGGGCCGAGGGUAUGCCUCCCCAGACCUUAGUAAGCUAUACAAGAACUGCCCCAAAGCAAUGAAGAGGCUUGUAGCUGACUGCGUGAAGAAAGUUAAGGAAGAGAGGCCUCUUUUUCCCCAGAUCUUAUCUUCCAUCGAGCUGCUCCAACACUCUCUACCGAAAAUCAACCGGAGCGCUUCUGAGCCAUCCCUGCAUCGGGCGGCGCACACCGAGGAUAUUAAUGCCUGCACGUUGACCACGUCCCCUAGACUGCCUGUCUUCUAGCUGACUUCACACCUGCGCUCAGGCCACCAGGGGAGGAAGGGAAGUCAGCAGGCACCACCUUUCUGCUCCCUAUCUAUGGGGACAGAGCUCAUCUUCAGAGAAGCUGCUGCUAAGGACCUUCUAGAUUACUCACAGGGCCUUAACUUCAUGUUGCCUUCUUUUCUAUCCUUUCUGGCCCUGGGAGAAGGAAGCCAUUCGCAAUGCUGGUUUCUCCUGCUCCCUCCCUGCAUCCCCACACUCAUGAGCCAAGCCUUCUCCAGAUGCACCAAUGGCUACUGAUGGCAAUACAUGAUCUGGGGCCCCAGCUAUUGGCUAAAUGAGUAUUUUUAGGGCAGGAAAAAGCACUCGGAGGGGAAAUGAAGGUAGCAGGGCAGGCAAACUAGCCCUGAUGUGGGGACACAUGGAUUUUGGAAAUCAGCUCCUAUGAGGAAUGCUUAUCACAGGAAGGACUUUUCUUCAGAGAGAGUGGUGUAGCACCAAACAAACAGGUAGUUUUGCACAUAAUGCACUAAACAGCCCAGGACUGUCAAGACCAUGGCCGCCUGAAGAAGCCUGCUUUGGUACUAUGGAACUUGACUUUGGGGACACUUUCUUUUCUUGGAGGUCUCCAGUGCAUUGGGAUGGUUUUCCCGAAGAGGCGCUUGGCCUGCCCCUCCCAGUCUCCGCCCUCUCAGGGAGCAGUCUUCCAUCAUGCUGAAUUUAGUCUUCCAGGAGCUGCCCCUAUGGGGCGGGGCCACCAGGCUAGCCUUGUCUCUCUACAGUCAGUCACAUGUAUACAAGGAAGCCAGGAAUACAGGUUUUCUUGAUGAUUUGGGAUUUAAUUUUGUUUUUAUUGCGCCUGACAACACCACAGUUAUCCAAUUGUUCCUCAAUUAUGUUAUUUUAAUAAAAUAAAUUAAAUGUAGGU